Labrus bergylta (ballan wrasse) is the source of this 10761-nucleotide messenger RNA. Lineage: Eukaryota; Metazoa; Chordata; Actinopteri; Labriformes; Labridae. The record is from RefSeq and is a predicted model, not a curated record.
AUGGCUGCUGAAGAGAAUCAGACACAGGUCAGUGCUGCUGUUCUGGCUCAGCGUGCUUCACCUCCAUCCACCGGGAGCAGACCAGGCAGAGAGGCUGGAAAUGUAAAGGACAGCCUGAACGGACGGAGAUACUCUGACCAAUCAUGGAAUUUCAAACCACGGAGUAGCCCAUCCCUCCUGGUAUAUAGGAAGUUGUCAUGUGACAGUGGGAAAGAUACACUUUUGAACGAGGAAUACAAGAUUUUGGAUUAUGGAUCAAAACUGUUGAGUAAAGAAGAGAAACUUUGUCCAGAGCAGCUGACUGGCAAGAGAACUGAAGGAAUAACUUCCAAUUUUCCUCCAUUACCUGGAAAAGGUUUGGAGGGAUCUUUGUGCCAGCUGGACACUUCUGCAGAGGGUGUGGAUGCCUGCAGAAACAGAACUGGCAGCACGCACUGCUCCUGCAACAUGUCGAGCCUGAAGAGGAGUCCACAUAUCUACUGUUAUGACAGCCACAGAUCCAGUCCGAGCCCCGGCUCCAGCCCUCUUCCCAGUCCUCAUCUCAGCCCGUCUCGGCCAAGGCAACGGCACAUCCGCCGCAGCAGCAUGCCCGUGUCUAUGCUGGCUUUCCACAAGACAUCAACCUGCCAUUCUUCUCAGUGCAGUACAUGCAGUGAGCCAAGCUCUUUGGCAUCAUCUCCCUGUGGUUCCCCUCUGGCCACCCACCGCCAGCAUCACCAAAACGGACAAAUCGAACGGCGUCAUCCAAACGAUGGCUACUCGAGUUUGGAGAGGCUCAAUCGAAGGCCUCGAGUUAAUAAAUGCUCCCUGGAGAAACUUUUCCUCUUACGGGCAUCUCUAGAAACAAUGACAUCCACCAGUAACAAAGAGAGGUUGUCCCCAGAGGUGAUGAGGACCUGCAGCGGGGGAAGCAGCACUGAUGAAGAGGAUGGAAACAAUGUCUGUGGUGACCCAGAGUUUGAUAGAAAUCGUAUAGAGCGUUCCACCGUCCUGGUGAGGCGCUUCUUCAAGAAUAAUCAAAAGGUGACCAAGACAGUGUGUACCGGAACCCGAGCGAUUGUCAGGACGCUGCCGUCGGGAUGCAUCUCAGAGGAGGUCUGGGAGUUGAUUUUCCAUCGCAGGACUCGGAGUCCUAAGAAGACAGACUUAUCGGCAAUCUUACUGUGCAGCAUGAGAGAAGACGUCCGAUUCUGCAGAGGGAUACUACGUUUUGUUGGAGAUAAACUAAAGCAGGUAACCCACUAUGUGCGGGACAGAGAGGAACCAAACCUGAUCCAUCCCGCCAAAAAGCUCCUGCAGCCUCGCCCUGUAUGUGUGUGUCUCAGAGAGUCAUCGCACACUUGCAACGCCAUUCAAGCCGGACUAGAUCGGAACCUCUCCACUGAUGCCCGGAGGUCUCCUUAUCCUCUGAGGCUUUAUCGUGCUUGUGACCAGAGGACAUCCGUGUGUUCCCUGCUGACAGGAUCUCUACUGGAGGCCACAGCCGCUCUCGGUGCCCGUUCCACUCUAACUUACCCGAUGCCACAAGGCCCCAACGGCCACGCCGUGCUGAAAGAGCGUCAGCUGGCUAACAGUAUGAGCAGCAACAGCUCUCUUCCUCCCAGCAUCAGUGGGAUUAGUAAGGAGCUGGCAGAUGUGCGCCACCUUGUUCAGUUUCCCGAGGAGAUCGCCUGUAUCCUCACCGAGCAAGAGCAGCAGCUCUACAAACGGGUCUUUCCCUUGGACUACCUGUGUUUCUUGACUCGAGAUCUGGGCAGUCCCGAGUGUCAAACCAAACGCCACCCGAGCCUCAAGGCCUCGCUGUCAGUGCCUGCUAUGCCUACCCAGGGUGCCCAGCGCAGCAACGCUGUGGAGGACCUAGUGGCACGAUUCAAUGAGGUGAGUUCUUGGGUGACGUGGCUGAUCUUGACAGCAGGGUCCAUGGAGGAGAAGAGGGAAGUGUUCUCAUACCUCGUCCAUGUGGCUAAAUGCUGUUGGAACAUGGGAAACUACAACAGUGUCAUGGAGUUCCUGGCUGGACUCAGGUUUAAAGGCACACACCAGUCCCGUAAGGUGCUGAAGAUGUGGCAGUUCAUGGAUCAGUCUGACAUCGAAACAAUGAGGAGCCUGAAGGACGCCAUGGCUCAGCACGAGUCUUCUGCUGAGUACAAGAAGGUGGUGACCAGAGCUCUGAAUAUCCCAGGAUGCAAGGUGGUGCCAUUCUGUGGGGUUUUUCUAAAAGAGCUUAGUGAUGCUUUGGAUGGGACAGCAAGCAUCAUUAGCCUCAAACAGCCUCCAGAUCACACAGAGGACUCAAUAGAGUUUGUUUCUGAGUACAGCGGCCAGCACAACUUCAUGUCGCGCUCUGGUUCAGACGGUCUGCACGUUCCAGAGAAGGAAGCUACCGUCAGCAACAUCCUCCAGAUUAUCAGAUCUUGUAAUCGUAGUUUGGAGGCAGAGGAUCCUGAUGAUGCCUCCACCAGUCCUUCUUCUACCGGCCCAUCCCUUUCAUCCCGAAACAACUCCUUCAGGGACCGCUGCCGCAAUCACUCACAUUCAUUUAGGAUGGCGCCAGAAUCAAACCGUGCCCUAUUCAUGGUGGGAGACUUGUCGGAUUCUGAGGGCGACCUGUCGUCUGAGUCGUUGGUGAAAGAGGUGGAGUUUCAGGGAACCGAGGAGACACACAGAGCUUUCAGCCAUGGCACUGAGCUCAUACCCUGGUAUGUGUUGUCGCUACCGCCAGAUGUUCACCAGUUUCUGCUGCAGGGAGCCACAGUCAUCCACUACGACCAGGACAGCCACCUCACAGCUCGCUGUCUGCUGCGACUGCAACCCGACAACACAACCCUCACCUGGGGUAAGCCUCAGAGCGGAGGGGCUUCCCCCUCAGAGCCACCUCUGGGAUUAGGACAGGCUGUGGUGGCAGGACUCGCAGAGGGCCUUCUGGACCUGGGAGUUGUGAAGGCAGUGUUCCUGGGUCAUCAAGGAGUGGACGUUCAUGCCGUAUGUUUACAAAACAAGCUGAGUCAGAUGACAGUCGAGGAGAAUGGUCUCAGCCUUCUCUAUGGCCUCAGUACCACUGACAACAGACUGCUGCACUUUGUGGCCCCUAACCACACUGCACGGAUGCUGCAUAAGGGCCUGUCAGAGUUGGUGAAUGCAACCAGGAAAUUAAAGAAGUUUCCUGACCAGAGGCUGCAGUGGCUGAGGAGACAGUAUGUCAGCCUGUAUCAGGAGGACGGGAGGUACGAGGGACCUACACUGGCCCAUGCCAUCGAGCUGUUUGGUGGGCGCAGGUGGAACAUGGGUAUAGGUGGAGUGGAGAAAUCUGCUGCCCAGAAAAACAGCCCCCUGAGCAUCAACGAUAAAGCCAAGAAGAAGAAGAAGGUCCUUGUCAGGGGAGACAGUGGGGAUGCCACAGAUGACGAGAUGGUUUCCAGGAAAACACGGAGCUGUAAGGAGGGACUGUACCGAAACGGACCAGAGUCUGACAGCAUCGACCAAGAUGAUCCAGACGACAACUUCCCUGGACCCUUCUCCCUUACAUCCAAUAAGAGCCCUGGAUUGCUAGCCUCCUCUUCCUCCUCCUCCUCUUCCUCCAGCGUGGCGGGAUCUAACCAGUCCCGCCCACAAUCCUCUCCCGUUCUCUCAGGAAAUACCAAGUCACAACCAGGUUCUUGGAACAGCAGGUCGUGGCACGGUCGAGGUAAAGGCUGUUUCAAAGGCUUCCAGAACCUCAUGAUUUCAGACAGCACGAUGAGCUUCAUUGAGUUUGUCGAGCUCUUUAAGUCAUUCAGUAUCCGCAGCAGAAAGGAUCUGAAGGAGCUCUUUGACACCUUUGCUGUCCCCUGUAGUCGUUCCAGUCCAGAAUCUGCUCCUCUCUACACAAACCUCAGCAUAGACGACAAAGACACGGGGCUUCAGCCAGACCUCGACUUAUUAACUCGCAAUGGUUCAGAUCUCGGCCUGUUUAUCCGAACAAGGCAGCAGAUGUCAGACAACCAGAAGCAGAUCUCAGACGCCAUUGCAGCAGCCAGCAUUGUUACCAACGGGACAGGCGUGGAAAACUCUUCUCUAGGGGUGUUGGGUUUGGCUAUCCCUCAACUCAACGACUUCCUAGUCAACUGUCAGAGAGAGCACCUGAGCUACGACGAGAUUCUCAGCAUCAUACAGAAAUUUGAGCCUUCAGCAAGCAUGAGACAAAUGGGUUGGAUGUCAUUUGAAGGCUUCGCCAGGUUCCUGAUGGAUAAGGAGAACUUAGCUUCUCGUAUGGAGGAGUCACAGAUUAACCAGGAGGAGCUGCAGUACCCUCUUUCCUACUACUACAUCGAGUCUUCUCAUAACACCUAUCUGACAGGACACCAGCUCAAAGGAGAGUCCUCUGUAGAGCUCUACAGUCAGGUGCUGCUGCAAGGCUGCAGGAGUGUCGAGUUGGACUGUUGGGAUGGAGACGACGGCAUGCCAGUUAUUUAUCAUGGACACACACUCACCACGAAGAUUCCCUUUAAGGAUGUGGUGGAAGCUGUUAACCGCGCUGCGUUUGUCAAUUCUGACAUGCCCGUCAUCCUGUCCAUCGAAAACCACUGCUCUCUACCACAGCAGCGCAAGAUGGCUGAAAUCUUUAAGACGGUGUUUGGGGAACGUCUCGUGACACGCUUCCUCUUUGAAAGUGACUUCAGCGACGACCCUCACCUACCGUCGCCGCUGCAGCUGCGAGGGAGGAUCCUCCUGAAGAACAAGAAACUCAAAGCUCACCAGGCGCCCGUGGACAUCCUCAAACAGAAGGCUCAUCAGCUGGCCCACAUGCAGGCCCAGGCUAGCAAUGGAUCACCAGGGGUUACUUCGCCAAGCAACCACACCAAUGAGGAAGAGGAGGAGGAAGAAGACGAGUACGACUACGACUACGAGUCUUUAUCAGAUGCUGAUGUCCUCACAGCCUCUACUGCCUCAUAUGGCCUUGAAGAUAACAUCCUGGACGACAAGCCGGAGGGGAAGAGCUCGGUGGACAAAGAAGAGCAACCUGUUGAUGAAAUACCCAAGAGGAUGAAAAAGUCUGAUAGCACUACACAGAGCAAAGGAAAGGUGUUUGAUAUGGAGCUGGGUGAGGAGUUUUACCUCCCUCAGAACAAAAAGGAGAGUCGACAGAUUGCCCAGGAGUUGUCCGACCUCAUCAUCUACUGCCAGGCUGUGAAAUUCCCUGGCCUGUCCACGCUGUCUCCAGCCGGCUCUGGCAGGGGGAAGGACCGCGGAAAGAGCAGGAAGUCCAUAUUUGGCACUGCUCCUGCUCGCUGCAGCACAACAGGAGAGGUCAUGACCCAGAACCGCACCCCUGGGAGAGGUGGCACCGAGCGGCUAAGCUGGGAGGAGCAGCAGCAGACGUCCCCCACCCUCAACCCCCCCACCUCUCUCAGCGCCAUCAUCCGCACGCCCAAGUGCUACCACAUCUCCUCCGUCAACGAGAACGCGGCCAAGCGUCUGUGCCGGCGUUACUCGCAGAAGCUGAUCCACCACACAGUGUCUCAGUUGCUCAGGACUUACCCAGCAGCCACCAGGAUCGACUCGACAAACCCGAACCCUAUGCUCUUCUGGCUGCACGGCAUUCAGUUGGUGGCACUCAACUAUCAGACUGAUGACCUCCCCAUGCAGUUAAACACUGCUCUGUUUGAGGCCAAUGGGGGCUGUGGCUACGUCCUGAAGCCGGCAGUGCUAUGGGACCGCAGCUGUCCACUUUAUCAGCAGUUCUGUCCCAUGGAGAGAGACGUGGAGAAAAUGAGCCCAGCCGUCUACUCUCUAACUGUUGUGUCUGGUCAGAACGUCUGUCCUGGUAACAGCGCAGGCAGCCCCUGCCUGGAGGUAGACAUUCUGGGCAUGCCCAUUGACAGCUGCCACUUCCGCACCAAACCCAUCCAUCGAAACACUCUCAACCCCAUGUGGAACGAACACUUUACGUUCAGCGUGCACUUUGAGGACAUGUGCUUCCUGCGCUUCGCCGUAGUGGAAAACAACAGUUCCCAGACGACAGCUCAGAGGACUCUGCCUCUGAAGGCCCUCAAGCAGGGUUACAGACAUGUCCAGCUGAGGACUCAACAUAACGAACCUCUGGAAGUUUCCAGCCUGUUUAUCUACAGCCGCAGAACAGAGGAAGGUCCUACAGGGGGCGCUACUCCCGCAUCACAGCUCUUCAGCUCAGAGGAGAAACGUGUCUCACAGCAGCACAGGGUGACGGUGUACGGGGCGCCUGGUCCUGAGCCCUGCACUGUGUUCAGUGUCACAGAACAGACGACGGCCAAACAGCUGCUGGACACGGUCUUAGCGUUAUCAGGAAACCCUUCAGAGUACUUUCUGUGUGAGGAGAGGAUUCCUCUUCUGAAGGAGCGCAGUGAGGUGAAGCGCUGCGCUCAGCAUCGUCCUCUGGCGCCCGAGGAGGAGGUGCUCAGACUGGUCUCCAGCUGGAACACUGAGGAGGGAUACGUGGGGAGGAUCUGCCUCAAAACCAGAGAGGAGAACUUAAAUGAAAAGAACACAGUGCUGGAGGGGGAGGAGGAGGUGACUGUUGGGGGCAGAGAAGGAGCAGGAGGAGGAGGAGGAGGAGGAGGAGGAGCAGCAGAGGACGACAUGUUCUUCGUCCAGGUCCAUGAAGUUUCACCAGAACAGCCUCACACUGUGAUCAAGGCGCCGCGCUACAGCACAGCUCAGGACAUCAUACAGCAAACUUUAUCAAAGGCCAAGUAUUCCUGCAGUAUCCUUUCUAAUCCCAACCCGUGUGACUACGCCCUGAUGGAAGAAGUUACUAAAGACGUCGGCUCCAAGAAGUCCUCCGCGGCUAAACCGCUGCAGCGUCUGCUACUGGAUCACGAGUGCGUCUUUCAAGCCCAGAGCCGCUGGCGGGGAGCGGGGAAGUUCAUUCUUAAAUUCAAAGAGCAGGUUGUGCGUGAGGACAAAAGAAAGGUCAUUUCCUUUGCCAGUGAGCUGAAGAAGCUGACGAGUCGCAGUCGCAGCAUGACGACCGGCAGCAGCGGCGUGGACGGCCCGGCGCAGAGGUAUCUGUCUGCAGCUGCGGGUCUGAAGGCGUGGGUGGCAGAGGGCAGGGUCGGGACAGGAAGGUUGCUACAGGCCUCUUCCUCCUCUUCUUAUUUUUGGGGCCAACUCCAACCUGUCCACCUGCCCACCUCCUCUCUGACCCCACAAGCCUGGAAGCUCCACCUCCUCAGGAACUGGAAGAUCCACAAAUGAACCCCAGAGAGAAAGAGAGGCUCGACUGACCACAUCUGAAAUUCUCCUUUUUAAGAGGCAAAGAGGAAUUCUGGGAAACGCUCCUGAAGGACUCUGAUCCUGACGACUGAGUUCAGCCCCUUUGCUCGGUUCAAAGUUGGCGUUUCUUGAGAUUUUCUUGAUUGGAAGUCCCGCUAGGCCUCACCUUAGAGUAGUGAUGGUCAUGUGGGCGAGUAGCUCUGGAUCUUUUGGUUGGAGGAGCAGCUGCUGUGUUGUGUUGUAGUGAUCAAGUUUGUCAUCAGGGACACAAAUCAGUCUCUUCUCAAUAGAAAGGAGAGAUCUGUAAGAAAAGAAGGAACAUUCCCUUGACAAUUUCAAGAGGGAAGAGUUGUCGUUUAAGUUUGAGUUUUUUUCUUCUUCCACAAGUAAGACCUGAAAAAAAGUAAGAGUGCUGCACAUUGCAGUGCUGCUAACUACAAGUCUUUAAAACAUCUUUUAAAGUACCAGAGUAAAAUUCAAUACUGAGUAAAGGCUUGUGAAUUUGAUUCAAAAUAAAUGAAACACGCUUCCCUUUUCUUGUAUCUUACAAAAGAAGCACACAGCAGACAGAGGGGAGAUCUGCUCAUGGAGAUGGAAAAGGAGACGUAGUGGAGUGUGAGGUGACACAGUAUUCGUCUCUCUUUCUCAGGGAGCGGCUUUUGAGGCUGAGGGCAUUGUGAAGGAGGCUGACAAGCUGGCUUGUUUGGUUCUUUUUUUUCUUUUUUUGUUGCUCUUUCCAGUGUCACAGUACUGUAACUGCACUCACAGACCGAGGCAACAAUAUUAAGAAACACUUACACUACUGCCUCUGCACUACAGGUGACGACAGCAUGAUGAGGCCGUGGACAUGCACAAUAUUUCCAUGUGCAGUUACAACCUUUUUAUCACUUUGUGGCAACACUGCCCUUACUUUCCUCUACACUGACCGUCUGCUGCUUCUUCCAUUACAGAUUUUUAGCUCUUCAUCGUUGAUAACAUCAGAGGAAUCCUAUUUUAUUAACCACUGAAAUGAACUCAAACAAAGGGUUUUAAGGUAUUAUCAUUGAGAACUGCUGAUUUGAUUUGGUGUUAAUUUAAGAAAAGAGGUGAUGGUUGCUAAAAGCUGUCGAGUGGACUAAACAUUUGUUAACCACAGUGAAAUCUGCAAAAUUAUAUGAAAGGAUUAAGUAAUCAUUUAUCGAUCAGAAAGGAGGUUUUGGUCCAUGAAGUGAUCCUCGACUCCCGCCUGAUGCUCAAAGAGCAACAAACCAAGUUAGGAAACAACAAUUCUCUUCAAUGUGAAGUAGAACAUGUUGUAGAGCGUGAUGUAGAACAUAAUGUAGUACGAGGUGAUCAUUGCAUAAAGAUCCUUUAGAAGGACGCAGCUCGGUCUUCUCCAAACAGCAUUUUGCACAUUUUCUUUUUCUUUCUUCUUCUUCAGUGUUUUCGUGUCACUGCUCAGUGACUGAUGGACUCUUGGGUUGUGUCGGGAUGGAUUAAUGUGAUUCUUUUGUUUUUUAUUUUUUUAUUUUCAGCCCUGUUAUGAAUUUAGAAUCGAGGAAAGAACAGACUGUAUUUUUCAAUCCAGUCUGGACAUUUAGUCUGAAGCCACAUUACAGUUACACACAAACAUUUGACUGAUUAGUGUUCCAUUAAACUUAAUUUGUUAGCUGACAGUUUCUGUCUUAUGGAUUUUGAAUGCAGUACCUUUAUAGAUUACUAAUAUUGAUUUAUCGUCAAUGAUGGUAGACUUUUCCUGAUUUCUUAUUGCUGCUCUUUUCAAAAUGAAAUCAACCUUUGUGUAUUUGGGGCCAUUUAUCCCUUUUUUUGUUUUGAUGUGAAACAUUUCCAUAUUUAGAAAGAAAACUUUGACUUUUUGUUGAGCAUUUCAUUUAUUAAUACAAUACUCUUAGUGUAGUAUUGUUAAAAUCAAAAGAGCGCACAUCAUUUUUAAACCUCUAGAAAAAUGUUUCACUGUCAGAGAAACUCCAAUCAUGGCUUUUAGAUUACAAAGAAAUCUUUAUCAUGAUUAGAAACCACAGAGCUGCCUCCUGCACUCUGUUCUUACCCUACUUAGUCGAACAUUACAGAGACUAUUGUGUUUUAGAGUUUAGUAAAACUGAGCUGUACCCUGCAAUUCUACAAUUCAUUUAACAGACGCUUUCAUCCAAAGCGAUGUACUUCAUAGAGUAAGUACGACACAAGCCAGGAUCUAGAGCGGAGGAAACAACGUCUGUGAGUGUAAACGAACAGCUUGAAGUCUGAUCAGACACACGGGUGCUGACAGGAAGUGACCAGAGGCAAAGCACAACAUCCACAGCUGUUCUAGAGAGUUCUAAUCAGCAUCCAAACCAUCCUAGUGUUAUGAAUGAAUUCCUUAAGUAUACAUGCAGCAAAUAUAUUUUAUUAAACCAGCAAACAGUGAACUCCUGAUGCUACAAUUUAAAGUCAAAACACGAUUUGUUGUUAUUUGGAAUAAUUUAUUUUGUGAUGGUAUGAAAUGUUGCCACACCCCCUCAGAGAGAAAUUAGCUUUUUGUCCUUUACUUAGUUUUUAUUUAACAGAAGUGCUGAGUAGUCCAGUUUGAAUUUUAGUGCAAUAGAAAAGUGAAACACGUUUUUUUUUUCUUUUUUUGUCUACAUUGAAUCUUCCUUUCCUCCUGAGCUUGACAUGUUUCAGGCAGUCGGAUACAUUAGGUGAAUGUUAAUGAAGGUCGAUCAGAUUGUGAUCCAAGAAAUAUCACGACUCAGAAAUCUCUGUAAUUGUUUUACACUUUAAGAGUUGAGUUUUUAUUAAAGUUAUAAAAAAAAAAAGAAAAGGUCAGACUUUCCGAGAGAAGACUCAACCCAAGCUGAUGGACCUGUGUGAGACAGAAAGGGACAUUUUCUGUUUUAUUGUUAAUCUGUUAUCAUCUCCAUCCUUCAGGCAGAGCAGUGUUCUUGUUUCCUUUUCUUUCUAACUUGUAGACCUCAUUUCUGAAUGUAUCAUUUCUUCAUGUGUUGAACCUGAGAAAAACGUGUGUUGAUAUUAUUUAUUGAAAUGUGAAGCCCUGGUUGGCUAUUUUCUUGUUGAACUGUUGUCAGUGUAAUUUCCUGUAAGUAGUUUAAAGUAUUCUUUUUUUUAUUUAUUUCAGCAUUUGACAGGAUGAACACUUGCUCAAACGUUUGUAGAGAUGUCAAUAAAUAUUCUCAUUUGUGUCAAACCUUCAGCGUAGUAUCAUGUGGCUUGUUGUCCUUCAGUACACAGCAGCAUCUUUGAACGUUUGUUUAGUGAGUCGAAGUAACUGUGGACAAACUGAGACUUAGAGACUUUAUUGAAAUGUUGUUGUAUCCAUUAUAUCUCCUGAAUACGACAAACUGUAUUAGUUUGUUUCAUCUUUAGCAAACUGUUGUUUCCAUAAAAUGUGCAGUAUACCCUUUAACAUCCACUAUCGCUGUCAUGAUGUGGCUGUCAAGUGAACAUUUGUCUACUUGAAUUUUUAUAUGGAUUAGAAUUGUUGGAUUUGUCAAAUAUUAUCAUCACAAUAUAAAUAAAUAUAUAAAUAUGUUGAAA